AUGACCAGACAUGCCUCCACUGAUUCCACCCCUAGUGACAGCGGCUCUAGUCCCUCCCCCAGCACCCCUCAGAAGCUGCUGCCAUCAUGCACCUCUCCGUUCGGGCCACGGCUGGUUCGGGCCACACCUAGCUCCUCCGCGACCCCGCGACCCCAGCCUGAAGGUUCAGACCGUCGCCACAGUAACACGGUCCGACUUAGCGGGACAUUUGGAGGUCACGGACCCUGUGGACGCCGCAGCGGACCCGUGAAGAUGGAGAGAAUCAAGGUUCUGAUGGGCUCAGAGGUGGAAAGCGACUACAAGGAGCCAGAGAACAUGGACACACGGGUGGUGAUGGGCCAGGAGACCCUGCUCAAGACAAAGAAAACCCUGACAGGGAAGUGCCCAUGUGGGCAGAGCAGCCAGGCGAUACCCCUGCCUGGAGGCCCAGUCUUGGAGGUCCCUAAGCCUCCCUUAGAGCCCCAGGCCGAGGCUGGAGAAAAGGCCCAACUGGACACAGGGCAGGAGAGAGACAAUUCACCUCUGACCCCAAAGUUGGAGCAAGAGCAGGAGAGAAGCCCUGUCCUGCCCAUUAGACCUCUCCUCACCCCCCUCAUCCCUGCGUCCCCUCCCUCCUCAGAGCCAGUCACAGUUGAUGUUAGCUUGAUGGGCAGCUUAAGCCCUUUGGAGGCAGGGCUGUCUCCCUAUGAUGAAAUGUCUUUUGUAUGUUCCAUGUAUGCCAUGCCCUCCCUGUCCGAGCCAGCCUAUCCCCCUGCUAUCCUAUCCUUCACUGAGCCGGCCUAUGCCGUGGACCCUCUGAGAGUGGGUGUUCCCUCGUCCCUGGAUCCUGACCUGUACUACACCGCCCCCUCCACCCCCAUCAAGAUGGCUGCUCGCCCCUUACACCUCAAACACCGCUCUUACCCCGGCUCUCCAGCCUCUCCCCUCUCACCAAACUCGGACAGUGAGGACCUGUGCUCCCCCCUUACUUCCCCCUCUGGCUCCUACGUCACGGCGGAGGGGGGCAGCUGGACCUCUUCCACCUCCCCCUGCACCUCCCCCAAUCUUCUCUUGGCAGAGGAUGUGCAGGAGGCACCUGCAUGCUUUGUCAGCUCGCUGUCCGAAAUCGGAGACGAAGUGGGGGAGGAUAGGGGAGCAGUAGGGGAGAGGGCAGAGGAAAAGGGAGGAGGAGCAGCAGAGUGGCGGUUCUGCCUCUAUAAGGGUCUAGCAGAGACUGUGAUCCUGGAGGAGGAGGAGGUACUGAGAGGGGAGGUAAGGGGGAGAAGGAGUGAGGAAGUGACAGUCUCAAGGGGUAGCUGUCGCCCUCGCUGGGUGACAGAGGACACUUCCCCAUUGAGGAGCAGCAGCGGCAGAAGCACCGACUCCCAGGAAGAUGGAGGGGAGUCGGAGGGCUCGCUCUGCCCAGCAGAGGAUGCUCUGGCUGGGGGACAGCAGUACUCAAGUCCCCUGCUGCAAAGAGGCCUGGAGCUGGAGCUGCAGGCCUGUGUGUCUGAGGAGCUUUACCCUCCCAUUACCAACCCAGAUGAUGAUGGAGCAGACUCCCCACGGCUGACCUCCAUCUCCUUCCCCUUUGCCCCAGACAUGGGGAACCUAAGCCCUCACACCUCCUGCGUCAACCCUGCCUCCUCCAACCUUACCAUGGACACCUGCUCUCCAGAUGUGUCAGAUGGGGAUAACUCCAGCCCUUACGGAGAGAUGGGUACCUUCCUGCUGUUCCCAGGCUCCUACAGUGAUGAUGGAGAGAUGGAGGAAGAGGAGAGUAUGAUCCCAGCCUCUCUGCUUAACUUCCCCCUCCACACCAGUCUCCUCUUUCAGGCAGACUCCAUGGAGAUCACUCUCUUCCCCACAGAGGAGGGGAAUGAGGGAGGAGAGGGAAACGACAGGAACGAUGUGGAUGCGUACGCGGCCGGAGAGGAGGAGGGGGACGUGGAGGAUGAUGAUGAAGAUGAUGAGGAAGAAGUGGAGGCUAAGGUAGAGAUAGAGGAGGCUAAAGUAGAAAUAGUGAUAGAGGAAGAGGUGGAUGAAGAGGAGGAAACUUCCAUCAACGAAGGGCUGGAUGAGUCCUUCUGUUUCCAAGACGACACUGACGACUCACUAGACUCCGCCUCUUAUAAUGGCGAAGAGGAUGAGCGACUGUACAGCACAGAGAGACAUGCUGAACCACCCACAGUACCACCCACAGGACCACCCACAGGAUCACCCACAGAACUACACCAAGCCAAACCUCAGCCUGAAACCAGACCAGAGGCCUACAGCACUGAACUGUCCCAGUCCCAGAGCAGACUUAGCCUAAUCAAUCCCCCAGGUGACAAAGAGCCCCGGCCUGAGGAUCCUCCAGGACCUAGACCACCACAACCUGCACUUGCACCUGCCCAACCUGCGGAAUCAGCCCACCCCGAGUCCUCCAACAGCAGUAGUGGGAGUGAAAUGGAGAUCUCCUCAGAGUCCUCUGACCCUCCUGUCCCCGCUCCUUCUCAGGAGAGCCCUUAUGAGCAGGGCAAGCCAAAGCAGUUGCAGAGGAAGUACAGGCUGGUACGAGAGAAGGACAAACAGAGCAGUGGGGAGAGAGGGAAGGACAAACAGAGCGGUUGGGAGAGAGGAAAGGACAAACAGAGUGAUGGGGAGAGAGGGAAGGACAAACAGAGCGGUGGGGAGAGAGAGAAUAAUGAACAGAGCACAGAGACUUCAGACGAGGACCACACAGAGCAGACAGACAGGGACUCGUUCAAACUACUCAUUAAGCCACGCCCCUCUAAGUCAGACACACCCCGGCCUAAACAGAAGACCUCUGAGCCCCGUAAGCCGCUCCCACGUGUGUUUGGGGUGGCAGCAGCUUCAGUCCGGUCCAAACCGCUUCUGGUGUCAGUGCUGGAACUGGACCAGAAGAACGCGAACAGCAGCGCUGAAGGUGUGGACUCCCAUCAGGUCCUUGAAGGGACCACUGCCACCAACGACCUGAACAAGGGGGUCCCUCUGCUCUCAUGCCCGAAAGAGCCUAACCCCAGCAACAUCCCUGUCUCCUCCUGCCCUGAGAGCUCACCUGACCUGGCUGACAACCUGUCCCUGACCCCUGACAUCUGCCCAUGUGACCCCGCCCAGGAGAACCUGAGGGAGAACACCCUGAGCACUGAGGACGGGGGCCCUGGGGCCCUGGGCUCCCCUCACACACCCCUGGCUGUCUCUCCCAAGAGGGAGAACUCAGAGACAGAUGCAGGAGGGAGGAGGGGGGAUGGGGGCUUGAGGGCUGAUAGGAGGGGGUUAGGAGCAGAGUCCGGGUCCUGGGGGGCAGGGGAGGCCCUAUCUCUCUCUCUGGGGCAGGGCUGUGGGUUGGAGGCACAGAGCCUAUUACUGUAUGAGGUGGAGGGACAUACGAUUGGACAGACAAUUGGACAGAAGAUUGGACAGACACUCUCCGGGCUGCCCAAUGUCGGCACAGAUGAGGAUGAGGUGGGUGAUAUAAUGGGGGACGAAGAAGACAACAACAGCCUGUGUGGUCGGCCAGACAAGAUGGCAGAUGUUGAGCUUGUGGGAGAGGGUGUGCCAGAGUCCAACCUGUCCAGCUGGAGGUCCAUCGAGGAGAUAUCAGAGGCAGGGGGAGGAGAGGACGGAAGCUCCCAAUUCCCAGAGGAUGAUGUCAGCAACCUGCAGAGUCACCCGGAAAACAAGGAGGAGCAGGAAAACAACAACAAUGUCUCAGUGUUCCUAUCCUCUGGAAUGCCAACCUGUAUGACUCUGAAUGCCCUGUCAGAGGACGUGAGACAAAAGAGCCAGAGUGUGUGUCUGAGGGCGUCUCUCUCAAACAUACCACUCACAGAGGUGAGAUCACAGGCUGCUGCAGCCUCCGAUAGGCCAUCAACAUCAACUGACAGCUCAACACACCAAUCAGACAUAAGACAACCGUCCUUGUCCAUGGAAAGCCCUGGGCGUGUCUCACCACCAGGAGGUAAACCACAGACUGUCUCAGACCAGAGCCCUGGUUCAGUAGAGGCAGCCAUUUCCAGACCCAACAGUAACACAGAUAUUAACCCAGCAGUCAAACAGGCAGACCCAGCUCUGUCUCUGCUGGGUGGGGCAUUUGGAUCCUUCAGCCAUAAAAUCAGACCAAGCAACUCCAAGUCAGGCAGACUGUCCCAAGAAACUUCCCGAUCACUGAAGAAAGACACCGUAGAGAAUGUCCAAGUCUCCCAAGAAACUUCUCUCUCAGUGGGCAAAGACACAGUAGAGAAGGUCCAAAUUUCCCAAGAAAUUUCCCCAUCAGUGAGCAAAGACACAGUAGAGAAGGUCCAAGUCUCCCAAGAAUCUUCCUUAUCAGUGGGUAAUGACACAGUAGAGAAGGUCCAAGUUUCCCAAGAAUCUUCCAUAUCAGUGGGCAAAGACACAGUAAAGAAGGUUCAAGUUUCCCAAUAUGUUUUCCAAUCAGUGGGCAAAGACACAGUAGAGAAGGUCCAAGUUUUUCACGAAACGUCCCCAUCAAUGAGCAAAGACAUAGUAGAGAAUGUCCAAGUCUUCCAAGAAACUUCCCUAUCAGUGGGCAAAGACACAGUAGAGAAGGUCCAAGUUUCCAAAGAAACUUCCCCAUCAGUGGGCAAAGACACCGUAGAGAAGGUCAAAGUAUUCCAAGAAUCUGCCCUAUCAGUGGGCAAAGACCCAGUAGAGAAAGUCCAAGUUUCCCAAGAAACUUCCCCAUCAGUGGGCAAAGACACAGUAGAGAAGGUCCAAGUUUCCCAAGAGACUUCCCCGUCAGUGAGCAAAGACACAGUAGAGAAGGUCCAAGUCUCCCAAGAAUCUCCCCUAUCAGUGGGCAAAGACACAGUAGAUAGAGUCCAAGUUUACCAAGAAACUUCCCCAUCAAUAGGCAAAGACACAGUAGAGAAGGUCCAAGUUUCCCCAAAAACAUCCCCACCAGUGGGCAAAGACACGGUAGAGAAGGCCCAAGUUUCCCAAGAAACUUUCCCAUCAGUGAGAAAAGACACAUUAGAGAAGGUCCAAGUCUCCAAAGAAUCUUCCCUGUCAGUUGGCAAAGACACAGUAGAGAAAGUCCAAGUUUCCCAAGAAACUUCCCCAUCAAUGGGCAAAUACACAGUAGAGAAUGUCCAAGUUUCGCAAGAAACUUCCGCAUCAGUGAGAAAAGACACGGUAGAAAGUGUGAAAAAACUAUGUUCCCAGCCUCAGCCAGAGGAGACAGAGCCACAGACGGUGAGCCAAAAAGAAGGUGGUGGCGGUCAGAAGACUGACAGGCACAUUGACCAACCAAAGACGAGUGGGGCAUUAGAAGAACAGGAGAGCAGUGUUUGUAUCUCAGGGGAAAGAGAGGUGGAGGAGAUUGCAGAGGAGAGAUUCUCUCCAACAGAGAGUGUUCCAGAACCUGCACAGCGUCAGACACCCGAGGGAGAGCUGAGCACAGAGAAAGCCAUCACUCCUCCUCAGCCAGGGAGGAGAGGGAAGCAGAGCAGAGACAGACCCAGUCAGCCGCGCAGACAAUCUCCGUCAGGCUCUGGGUCUGCUGAUCACCCACAGGAACCAGCUCUCACUGCCAAGACCCUAGAAGACACCUCCCCACCAGGGAAACAAAAUAAUAAGAAUAUGAGGGGACAAACAUCUGCUGCAGAUACCAGACAGAGGACACCUGUGAAGGGCAAACCUGAGGCAGAGUCCGAGAGGAGAGGGGAAAACAGAAACGUCUCCAGAUCCCCGACUCCCCCUAGUCCUACCAACCUCUGCCCUAUCUCUCCUGCUCUCCUACUCAACCAGGAAGUGAACAUGGAAGUGCACCAGGAAAUGCUUGACAACAGGCCGCUGCCUGGUUGCCAGACAGAAAGCAGGAAGGACAUCAACGAUAACAAUGUGGGGAGUGGCCAUGCCUCCCCUACAGAACAGAAUAGAUCUUCUUCUCCUCCACCUCUUCCCUCCUCUUCUCCUCCCCCUCUCUCCCCCUCUCCUCUCUCCUCCUCUCCUCCCCCCAGUACCUUCACAGUGCAGCCAGAUGAGGACCUCCCCACCCCCAUACAGGAGUCCCAGCCUCUCCUCACCACAGUCCAGCCUGUCACCCCACUCCUAGACACCCAGCCUCAAUCAACCAAUCUUCAGGCAGCCUCCGCAACCCUUUCUACUACCCCUAUCGCCCUUCCUAAGCAUCCCCCUAUACCCACUGAAAGUGUCCGUAUGUCCCCUACCCCCUACUCAUUCUCAUCUCCACUCACGUCAGCCCUGCCCUCGACCCCCAGCCUUACCCAGCCCACCCAGGAGUCUUUGCCACGGAUGGAGGCUCCAACCACAGUGCCUGUCCUAGACAUCCGCUGCCAGGCCCAGCUCCAACCAAACCUCCUCACCAAGCCCAACAGACAGAUCAAGCCAGUUCAGUCACAAAGCCCACAGGACAGAGAUGGGAUGGACACAGACAGUGAUGAUGAUGACACUGCUGUUCCUCUACGACGUCACAUGACUCAGCCCAGGGGGAUUGUGGGAAACCCUUCUCAUAAAGAGUCUGGCUCCUCCAAUCAGCGAGAGAUACUGCUUCACUCCUCCCGCCAACCAACUGAGAGACAGAUAGACUGUCCAAUCAGCCACAAGGAUUCACAGGAACUGGAACUGUCCUUCAAAUACAACUUGGGCUCCUGCAAUGAGUCGGAGAGUGAGGGAUCAGUGCCAGAGUUGGAAGAACCAGAGGGCGUGCCACUGAGAUCCUCAGAACCCCAGCCCAUCUCUCCUGCUGAUGAGGGGAUUAACAGACCUAAGCAGAGCCGCAGUGAGAAGAAGGCCCGCAAGGCCAUGGGUAAGCUGGGCUUGCGGCCGGUCCACGGUGUGACCAGGAUCACUAUAAGGAAGUCGAAGAGCAUCUUGUUUGUCAUCAGCAGACCUGACGUCUUCAAGAGCCCCGCGUCAGACAUCUACAUCGUGUUUGGAGAGGCCAAGAUAGAGGACCUGUCUCAACAGGUGCACAAGGCAGCGGCAGAGAAGUUUAAGGUCCCGGUGGAGCCCUCCCCACUGGUGCCCCCUGCACCACCCAGCCUCACCAUCAAGGAGGAGAGCGAGGAGGAGGAGGUGGACGAGGGAGGUUUGGAGCAGAGGGAUAUAGAGCUGGUGAUGGCCCAGGCUAACGUGUCCCGCUCUAAAGCUGUCCACGCCCUCAGACACAACACCAAUGACAUCGUUAACGCUAUCAUGGAGUUGACCAUGUGAGAGGAGGACCCCCCCCCCCAAAGCAUAAAUGCCAGUGUCACAUCUGUAUCGCUGCUAUGUUGCAUUCUCCUUACCUGCUAAUAAACAGUCUGUAAUAACCACA
Molecule: messenger RNA, 7282 nt
Organism: Oncorhynchus tshawytscha (Chinook salmon)
Lineage: Eukaryota; Metazoa; Chordata; Actinopteri; Salmoniformes; Salmonidae
Gene: nacad
Product: NAC alpha domain containing
Exons: 13
Coding region: 1-7179 (2392 amino acids)
Biological process (GO): protein targeting to membrane
Cellular component (GO): nascent polypeptide-associated complex; cytoplasm
Source: RefSeq, a predicted model, not a curated record